Molecule: messenger RNA, 375 nt
Organism: Rotaria sordida
Lineage: Eukaryota; Metazoa; Rotifera; Eurotatoria; Philodinida; Philodinidae
Source: the annotation of a GenBank genome assembly
AUGAAUACACAUGGAGAACAAGUCAAUCUUGUUUGGUUCGAUCCCAACUUGUUCAGUGAGGAUAAUACAGUGAUAUUAAACAAUUUAUUGGAUGAAUUUCCUAACAUACAAACACUUGUCGAAGAAGAACAAUUUUAUACAUUAGUUGAAGGUCGUGCAAACCGACGAAUAGUGCUCAUUAUUAGUGGUAAAAAAGGUGAAGAGAUUAUUCCUAGAAUUCAUGAUCGUUCGGAUAUUCUAUCGAUAUAUGUGUAUUGUGGACAAAUAGCAAAAUACAAAUAUUUGGAGACAAACUACUCAAAAGUCCAAAAGGUCAUAAAUGAUCCUAAUGACCUGCUUUCUACGAUCAAAUCAGAACCAAAUUUAAGCAAAUGA